Sphaeramia orbicularis (orbiculate cardinalfish) is the source of this 7243-nucleotide messenger RNA. RefSeq names its product vitamin D3 receptor B. The transcript is spliced from 10 exons. Gene Ontology annotation, cellular component: nucleus. Bases 607 to 1884 code for a protein of 425 amino acids. Gene Ontology annotation, molecular function: nuclear receptor activity; zinc ion binding; vitamin D response element binding. Gene Ontology annotation, biological process: cell differentiation; negative regulation of transcription by RNA polymerase II; positive regulation of transcription by RNA polymerase II. Lineage: Eukaryota; Metazoa; Chordata; Actinopteri; Kurtiformes; Apogonidae. The record is from RefSeq and is a predicted model, not a curated record.
CCCUCUUUCCCGUAGAGGUCCUACGAAGGGGGCGGGGCAUAACAAAAAAGUAAUGGCCAUCUAUUUGGGUCCUGAAGAAGGAGGGAUAUUUCUCGUCGUACUAUCGUAGGUGUGAUUUAGCUUACUCCAUGUUUGCGCGUGCGUUUACCCGUCAGUAAUACUCCUUUCGGUGUAGAUUCUGCCCAUGUUGGAUGUUCGCUGCCGGUGGUCGCUGCGAGCUCAGUUAAGCGGGUAAACUUGGUGCCUCGUUUUAGGGUUAAACCAACCAGCUAGCCACGCUAACGGUUGUUAGCUACUACCAACGCCGCUGCUGUGUGUGUGAGCCAACGUCUGGAAGGGCGUACGAGUUUGACGUUUUCCCUCAAGUCUUGCUCACAUUUCUGAGUUUAUUUCACCGCGGUUCUCUACCCUUAAAGACACCUUCACUCAACAUGGGGAGGACAGGUUCCGCAAGAACAUGAAGACAACGCCGACAACGACUAAAGAGGAUUAAAAGCAACUCGGUCUUAAUGGGGAAAAGUUGAGCUAAGGAUUAACAACUUGGGAUAAACUGAAGAAAGGUUUCAAGUCUUACCUAUUGUACAAGAGCAUGCUAAAAUCUCAGUGAUGGAGCCCACGGUUGUGAGUACAUCCACUCUGGCCCCUGAUGAGUUUGACCGGAAUGUGCCGCGUAUCUGUGGCGUGUGUGGUGACAAAGCCACUGGCUUCCACUUCAAUGCCAUGACCUGUGAGGGCUGCAAGGGCUUUUUCAGACGCAGCAUGAAACGCAAGGCCACCUUCACGUGUCCUUUUAAUGGCAGUUGCACCAUCACCAAGGACAACAGGCGCCAUUGCCAGGCAUGCCGACUCAAACGCUGUGUGGACAUUGGCAUGAUGAAAGAGUUCAUUUUGACGGAUGAGGAAGUACAGAGGAAGAAGGACCUGAUUCAGCGGAGAAAGGAGGAGGAGGCACAGCGCGAAGCGGAGAGAGAGGCACGGCGGCCCCGGCUAACUGAUGAACAGAGUCAGGUCAUCGCCACGCUGGUAGAGGCACACCAUAAAACAUAUGACGACUCCUACUCUGACUUCUGCCGCUUCAGGCCUCCGGUCCGUGAGGGUCCAGUGACGCGUAGCGCCAGCAGAGCUGCUUCUCUCCACUCUCUGUCUGAUGCCUCCUCUGACUCCUUCAGUCACUCUCCAGAGUCAGUAGAAACCAAAAUGAACUUCAACAACCUGCUGAUGAUGUACCAAGAGCAGGGCAGCAGCCCUGACUCCAGUGAGGAGGAAGGUUCCAGCUUCUCCAUGCUGCCUCACCUGGCUGACCUGGUCUCCUACAGUAUCCAAAAGGUGAUCGGCUUUGCCAAGAUGAUCCCUGGCUUCAGGGAGCUCACUGCAGAGGACCAGAUAGCACUGCUCAAGUCCAGCGCCAUUGAGGUGAUCAUGCUGCGCUCAAAUCAAAGCUUCAACCUAGAAGACAUGUCCUGGAGCUGUGGUGGGCCUGACUUUAAAUACCAGAUCAGUGAUGUCACUAAAGCGGGCCACACUCUGGAGCUGUUGGAGCCACUGGUGAAGUUCCAGGUGGGCUUGAAGAAGCUCAAUCUGCACGAGGAGGAACAUGUGCUGCUAAUGGCCAUCUGUUUGCUUUCUCCAGACCGCCCCGGUGUGCAGGACCAUGCACGAAUUGAAGCCCUCCAAGACCGACUGUCAGAGACCCUACAGGCCUACAUCCAACUUCACCACCCAGGGGGGCGACUUCUUUACGCCAAGAUGAUCCAGAAGCUGGCAGACCUGCGCAGUCUCAACGAGGAGCACUCCAAGCAGUACCGCUCACUCUCCUUCCAGCCGGAGCACAGCAUGCAGCUUACCCCGCUGGUGCUGGAGGUAUUUGGCAGCGAAGUGUCCUAAAGGCCACCUCCAAACCUUAACUGUUGGAGAGGAAGUGGGAAACAGAAGCCCAAUGGGUAAAAAAGGAGGGAAGGAGCUAAGGAAGUGCUGGAUGGACCGAAUGGAGGUGUGGAGAAAGAAGCAAUUCGAAGAGAGAAAGUGGUGUGUGAGCACUUGUGUGUGUGUGUGUGUGUGUGCAUACUGUACGUGUUUGUGUGUAUGUGUUGAGUGUGUGUCAUGUCUAAAAAAGAAGUCUAUGUUGGCGUUUAGGCCAGGGUUGUAUGGAGAGAAAGCAGGUGUUAUAGUAGACAGUAAACAAGGGAACAUCAUAUUAUACCAAGUAAACUUAUACAUACAACUUCUGCCUAUAUUCUAUUUUUUUGUGUCUAUUUAAAUCAACAAACAGCUGCUUAAAAUGCCUGGACAUUUUGUGUGUACGUGUCGUGCACACGCCAACACAACAAGCAUACUCAGUUCUUCAUUUAGCCAUUCAGUUGAGCUACCUCUUGGUUUUACUGGGGUUGUUUUAUAUUUACAUCACCUAUGUGAAACAGUAACUUUUACAGAUCAAUUUAGAUACAGUAAGAUGACAUUUCAGAUCAUCUGUGAAAAAGCAGUGCCUGCACAUUGCAUUGACUUUCUGAUUUUUUUUUGGGGGGGAUUUUUUUUUUUUUUAUUCUCUCAUCUGCUACUCUCCAAGGCAGCGUUUGUAUAUGACUGUGUAAACAAUUCAAACACAUGCCUUUCACCUGUCACCAAAGGUAUGGGUAACUACUUUCUCAAAAGCUUCCAGUACCUAAAAAUAACCAUGCUGCUUCAUGGCUCUCUUCAGAUAUACAGCCACUCGACAGCAAAUUUUUCUGACUCUCCUCAAAAUUUAUGAAGGAAUAAGUCAUUAUUUAGAAUUUAUACUGCAGAGUAUACAACAUAGUUUGUAAUUUAGCAAGUUUUUGAUUGGAUUCUGAGCUGCUUGGUUUUUUGAGGUGAGAAUUAGCCACUAAUUGUGUUAGCUACUUUUUACAUUACUAACUGUCAAUCAAACCAAGUCUGCAUUAUGGAUUGUUAUUCUCCUUUGUAAUAGUUUUUCUCUAUUCCUCUCCUUUUAUUGAAAUAGUUUUUUUCCCCUGUAAAUACUUAAUUGCUACCACAUGUAUGCUAAGCACUGUUAUACCACCUUUUACUCAAGCCUAUGUACUGAUACACAGUAUCUAUAUUAUCAUGGAUUUUUAAGGGCUAAAAUGCCAAAUCUAACUGGAAUAGUAAAUCAAGGCCAAAGCAACGGGCCUGACUUGUUAAUAUAUAGCUGCAUACCAUUACUUGGAAAAGGCAUAGAUACUGAUGCAACUGCAAUGGAUGCUCUUUUUGUUGUUGUUGUUUGAUACAUCACCACACCUUUAAAAACAAUUCCAUGAAUUGUUCCUCCUCUGUAUACAGUGAGCUCAGUGGAUGGAGAGCUUAAGGAGCUGCUUCAGACCUCCACAGAUAUCACACCCCUUUCGUUUCUGACUGGGAGACGUGGAUUUUGUAGAAUGUCCGAGGGCCUGGUUGUGAUUGUGGUGAGCACCACUACACCCAGACCCUCCUGUUUGAUGAUGUAUGCUGCGCAGCCCUCUAGUGGCUGUAUCAUGUAAAUACCAGGUAUAUAGUAUAUAAAUAUAUAUAAUAUGUCCGCCGCUGUAAAUAGGGCUACAUAGAUAUUUCUCAAAGCAAAUUUUUUUUAAAUAUAUAUGCAAAUACAAUAUUGACCCUUUUGAUUCAUUAUCACUAUGUUUUAGGAAACUACGCUCUUAUUUUGACUUAUUUUUGGCAAGGAGUUAGGAGCAGCUUGGUCUCCUAAUGAUUCUUUUUGUGAUGGGCUGAUGUGUUUGACUAAUUUCCAAGGUUCAUUUUUGCAAAUAGGACAAGCUACAAUAUGCUGUGCUGCUCUCUAAUAUAAGCCAUACAAACCACCUGAAACAUUACAGUAUGUCAGACCGAGGAUUCCAGAGCUGUGGAUAUUCUCUUAUUAUUAUAAUCUACUUAACUCAUAUGCUAUUUAUCUACGGCUUUGGAAUCUUCUGUUAAGCUCACGUGAAGUAGAAGCUCGUAUGCCUUCUCUCUGCUGUCAGUCAUCUUUGACUUAAGCUUCAUCGAACAGCAUCUAAUGGCUUAUUUAGCCCCAGGAGUAUAUAAAUGCUUCGUUUAGAGGCCAGUAAUGUACGGUUUGUUGCAUUUGGUAGUAAGUUUAUAAAAUGUCCCACAAAAUAUUAAGCCAAACUCCUGACAGGCGCAGAUGAUUUCACUUUGGCUGGAUCCUUGAGCCUAAGCCAGAAAAUUUCCUUUACAGAAUGAAAUCGUUUGCAAAGAGUGAAGGUCUCAGAAGUCGCUUUUACUUUCUGUCAGCCUUACACGCGUCCUACGUCAGACCGAGAGCUUCCUGUAACAUCUUCUCCACAGACCAGGGCUACUCUGAUCGAAGUGAAACGUGGUGAGAGAGCUUAUUUGUUAAAAUGAGCAUAUUCUCUCAACUGCUUGGAAAGAGCAGUGGCAGUUGUUGCUGUAAUCUGUUCAGCCUUCAUGGUUUUUAUUCUUCCAUUCUACCAUUCUCAGUCACUGUGGCUUUAUUCCAAAUCCUCACUAUCGGUCACUGUGACAUAGUAAACGGUUCUGGAUGUUUCCUACUUAUGUAAUCAUAAUGUGUUUGGUUUAAUUUCUGCAGAUCACUGGGAUUAUAUAGUGUAUGUAUAUGAUUCCACGUACCCCUACAAAUGUCCCUGCUGUGAAUGAACCCAAGGAGUCGAUGGCUGGAGUGUCUUUAGGCAGUACCACUCAUAUGUAUAGUAUGUCAGUUUGAUGAGGGGUAUGAUGUGCUUGGUUACUGAACACUGACUUUUGAAGUUUGAAAAGUCUCCAUGUUGAUUUUUCUGAUUACAUACACUUCUGUAUGUAGACGUGGGUUUUGAUUUUGUUCUAUUUUCUUUGAGAUAGAGAUGCAGUGUUGAUUUGUGUAUGUAUAAUACAGUCGAGGUUUGGCGAACAUGUAAGUGCCACGGGAAGAGUUCCCUCCGCAUAAGAACAGGGUAAAGGGGAGUUGCUCUUGGGGACUUAGAAAACUGAGAAAAACUAUAGAGGAUGUAUCAUAUAGCCACUAAUGGAACAUGUACGUUAAUGUCAGUACUGCAAAGCAAUGGGGGUUUUAGGAUUUACCGUGAGAGUUGAAUCCCUGUGUCCCUUUUUUAGGAUUAAAUGUAGGAAUAAAUACACUUUCCUAGUAUCUGUUCAAUUCCCGCCUCAAUGUACAUGAAAUUCAUAUGGAGUUAAAUGUAAUGUGGUUGCAUCCUCAGUUUUUCUUUAAUUACCAUGGUAGGCUGCUCAGAAUCUGUAUGUUUAAACUCUGCAUUGUGGUUGUUAGAAAUACUGGAACUUGAAUACCUAUACAGCGAUGGAAAUCUACUACAAGUAAGAUGGACCUGUCUGUGUUGAGAUUUCCAUGACCCUUGAGAUUGGCAUCAUAACACAGUAACAAUGCCUGCAAUAUACAACUCAUGGUACACUAUCACCAGCAAGCUUUACUGUUAAUCAUGUUAGUAGACAUGUUUGAAGUUUUUUGUAUAACUGUUGCCAUUACAAAUCCUGUCUGUAAAUCAUGCACGAGAUCCUUCACAGAAAACUUCUGGCCACAGAACAGCUUUUUUGUUUUGUUGUUUUUGUUUUGUUUUUCCUCCCAUUAGGACAGGGAUUGUAAUGGAAUCAACUUAAUGUAGUUCUUACAAAAAGGAGUGUCCACAAUGGAUGUACACCAUAAUCUACCUAAAAAACCUACCUCUUUUAGCUCAGAUUUUGCUUUAGCAUUAAGCAUUUGCCUCUGUUUUUACUUUUGUAAUAUUUGUAUUCAUGUUGGUAUUUAUUGCUGUCUAAUGAGUCAUACUUCAAUGAUUACCUCAGAGAUAUCUCACAGAUUUGGGAGAGUCCAGCUAAUGAAGUCAUUCAUUUUUUUUGUACAGUUUUUCUUCUCAGACUUAGCAUUGCCUUUUUUUUUAACGCACAAAAUACCAGGAGUGUUUUUAAUAUAGUGCCUGCACUCUGACCAACGGGGCUCAGACUGGCUAGGAUGAGGCUGCUUUUUCUCCGAAAGCGACAUCCUUUUGUCCUUUUUCACUCUGUCCUUGCGAUAUCUAGAUAGCUUUCAGCAACACGUGCAAUUAGUCUUUUUGCCGUGUUGCUGAUAUCGAUCUUUUGACGGAGGAGGAGAGCUCAGCGGAGUGAUUGCAGCUGAAAAGAAGGAACAAUAUGACAGACUUUGUGGCAGUAGGAGAAAAGAGAGGUGUGGGGUUUUUUUUUCGCUCCACUUGGUACUGUUAGCACAGUCUUUGCUCUGUAGUACACCAUCCUUACCUUGUCCAUCUUUGUCCCAUCAUUUCUUCCAUAUCCUCUCUGUGUCCUCACCUCUCCUUCUGUCCUAAAGUCUUGCUCAUACACCAUCAUUCCCCGGUGACGAACUGUCUAAAAAGGGGAAUUAGGAGAGGUGUGUCCUCAGUAUCCAUGUAAUGCUGCUUCUGUCUUGAGCACCACCAAGUUGUGUGUUAUUGACACUACACAAUGUGGGCAUCGUCCAAAGUGUUCACUCCCAGCGGUGCGACAGGCCUCAUUGGAAGAGUGUGUCUUUUAUAAAACUUAGUAGUGCUUAUUAAAAAAAAUAUUCCAUUCAGAUCCCAGUAUAUUAACGGAGCAACUACUCACUUUGGUGAAUUUUAAUCAAGUUUUGUUUUGUUUUGUUUUUUUUUCCUUUUCUUUUGUAUUCAUGUCAAACUGCUUCAGGUAAACACUGAAUGAAAUUAAGAGUUUUUAUUAAUCAGUGAAUACUGAGGAACAAUGUCGCCAUGGUCACAUCUUCCCUGAGCUGUGUGCCAUUUGACCCUUCUAAUGCAGGGAGGGUGUUAUGAAGCUGGCUUCACAUGUUCCCCAGACAAAUUUCAGCCAAAGGUUUGUCUGAUGGGGACAUUGGCUUAUUGCUUAGUACUCUGCCGGCCAUGUUUAUUGAUAUUUGAUAAGGAAAAUAUUUAAUUGGGAUUGAAUUCUUACCCUGCACUGUGAAUCUAAAUCUUGUCACAUUCAAGUAAAUGCCUGAACCAACGAAAGCACUUAUUGUAAUGUUUGUAACACAUGCAUAUUGAUGAAUCUAUUAGCCAUGAACUGCCUGUGUAGGUCAGCAUGAUAUGGCUCCAAUUAUUAAAAUGACAAAAAAAAAAAAAAAAAAAGUCACCUAAAUUCUAAUGUAAUUGCAAUCUUUUGUCUCAUUUUUUUUUUCAAAGAUCUUCUUUUUUUCUAUUAUAAAUUGGUGUUUAUGUAAUGUUAUUUUUGUCAAAUGUUUUGCAAAUCAAAAAUAAACGGUUGUACAUAG